AUGGCCUCCGUCGACCCUUUCGACUCGGCUCUCGACCUCCUCCGCCGCCUGAACCCGAAACACACGACCGACCACCUGAAUGCAAUCAUCUCCCUCGCACCGGAUCUGACGGAGGACCUCCUCUCGUCCGUUGACCAACCCCUGACUGUCAAGCGCUGCAAGCAGACGGGCCGUGAUUACCUCCUCUGCGACUACAACCGCGACGGCGACAGCUACCGCUCCCCAUGGAGCAACCAGUUUGACCCACCUCUGGAUGAGGGCGGCGGCGCAAUCCCCAGCGAGAGGGUCCGCAAGAUGGAGGUCAAGGCCAAUGAGGCGUUUGACGUGUACCGAGACCUGUACUACGAGGGUGGUGUGAGCAGCGUAUACUUUUGGAACCUGGACGAUGGGUUCGCCGGCGUGGUUCUCUUGAAAAAAUCCGCGACGCCCGGCGGAAGCGCAGAGGGCGUAUGGGACUCGAUCCACGUCUUCGAGGCCAUUGAGCGCGGCCGAACAACGCAGUACAAGCUCACCUCGACCGUCAUCCUCUCGCUCUCUACUUCGACCAACGCCCUGGGCGACAUGGACCUCAGCGGCAACAUGACACGGCAGGUCGAGCAGGAGCUUCCGGUCGACGGCGACGAGAGCCACAUUGCCAACGUGGGACGGCUCGUUGAGGACAUGGAGCUCAAGAUGCGAAACCUGCUGCAGGAAGUCUACUUCGGCAAGGCCAAGGACGUCGUCGGCGACCUGCGGAGCGUGGGUAGCCUUAGUGAGGCUGGUAGGGACCGCGCGGCGCAGAGGGAGAUUAUCGGGAGCAUGCAGAAGUGA
Colletotrichum godetiae is the source of this 810-nucleotide messenger RNA. Its product is annotated as F-actin capping protein. NCBI's taxonomy places the organism in Eukaryota, Fungi, Ascomycota, Sordariomycetes, Glomerellales, Glomerellaceae. Gene Ontology annotation, molecular function: actin filament binding. Gene Ontology annotation, biological process: actin cytoskeleton organization; cell morphogenesis; barbed-end actin filament capping. The coding region runs from base 1 to 810 and encodes 269 amino acids. Gene Ontology annotation, cellular component: cytoplasm; actin cortical patch; F-actin capping protein complex. The transcript is spliced from 4 exons. The record is from RefSeq and is a predicted model, not a curated record.